Molecule: messenger RNA, 1723 nt
Organism: Xylona heveae TC161
Lineage: Eukaryota; Fungi; Ascomycota; Xylonomycetes; Xylonales; Xylonaceae
Exons: 2
Coding region: 281-1612 (443 amino acids)
Source: RefSeq, a predicted model, not a curated record
AAUUUUCUCUCUCGAAGGAUCGAGAUUUGAUCUGCGAAUAAUUAUAUAUCUGAGAUCCGAAACGCUUUUUGCUUCUCUGAAAUACGCUAACUCGUGUGAAGAGUCCAUGCGGUCUCAAGCUACAUUAUUUAUCCAACUAUCUCCGCUCUUCAGUGUGUAGAUACUACUUAUCUCGCGUUUAGAACUUGGCCAUCUUAAGACUCCCAGUGCGUGUCUGCAGCGAGACAACCGUUGCAUAGCUGACGCUUUUGUCCCAUAUGAGAUCGAGCAACUCAGCAGUAUGCACUGCUUUCUAUGUCUUCCGCUGGAGAUUCGUCAACGUAUUUACCGUCAUCAUUUUGUCUGGCAGAGGCCGAUUCAGCCGGGAGUCGUGAACGAGUAUCCUUCAAAUACCCUUUCCAACGUCUUCCGGUUGAGCCGAACCGUGUAUCACGAAUCAUCAAAGAUAUUCUACGGCGAGAAUGUUUUCCAUUUCCAGUCAACUGAAGGACUUUAUGCAUUUCUUUCUGAUAUACGGGAUCAACGCAAGCUAGUUCGUCGAAUAUCAUUUUACUAUCGCGGGUUCUUCUCCAAUAGCGCUUUCAAGCUUCUGAAGCAGGCAGACUACCUGAAUGAGCUUAUAAUCGACGUUCCCAGCCAAUUCGAAAACAAAACGUGCCUGCACUCACCUCCGGGGUCAUUACCAGACCAAGCAAAAGACUUCACCGCACCCUUGAUCACUACUCUUCGAGGCCUACGGUAUCUUCGCGAUCUACGAGGAGUGCGAGAUCUUACGAUCACAGGCUUAUCCAACCCCGAAAUACUGGGGAAAUGGCUUACAGACUUGAAGGACCCCCCUUUACCCGGAGGGUACAAAAGGCGAGGAUCAUUCCCAUUCAUGCAGCUUCCGCCAGAGCUCCGAUACCAAGUGUACAAGCAUCAUCUCUGUUUCGAGCACGACAUUGGUCCGUUGGUCCGCAUCCCGACUUCUAAUCUUCGAUCAGGCCGCAAUCACUGCAUUGAGUAUCGUCAAAGACCGACUCCAUCUGGACUUGCGUUACUCCAGGUAUCUCGACAGAUUCACGCGGAGGCAGUUUCGAUUUUCUACCGCUGCAACAGAUUCGUCAUGCGUGGGGAAAGCCAGUUGAGCAUUCUCACCAACAACAUUGGUGCUGUUCGCCGCGCAUAUAUUUCUGACUUGUCGAUCUACGAUCGUGAAAUCUCAUGGAGUAUUGCUCACCGUCUCAGGUCAGCGAGAGGAGAGUAUUACAACCAUUGCCAACCAACCCUAGUCCGCGUAAUCUAUGACAACCAUCUCGUGAAUUAUCCAAGCCUGAAACAUCUUCGUCUUUACUUUAAGGACCUUGGAUCUACAAUUGUGAAACUGACCAAAGAAGAGAAGAGGAAGUGGGCUUCAAGAGCUCUAGCUCGUAGCUUGACUUAUACGCUCACCAGUCAAGACCUAGCGGCUUUUGAACAGGCGGCUUUCCUGAAACUCAAUAAGAUUCAUCAUCUCAGAGGAUUGAAAACUUUUGAGAUACAUGAUCUUGACCAGGACACGAGGCACGUGGAGGUCGUGCAGAGGUACCGUUCCUGGCUGGAGAGUAAGGUUUAUUGGAAUUUCCCAGCAUGAAUCAGAGUCUGCAAAGAAAGGAUACGACCAUCACAGAUUACGACCGCAUAGUGACAUGCAUAUGGUAUAAUGUGCCAAGGCUUACCGCAUUUUACAGGGUUACAUCCCGAC